AAGCGUCAGACGGCCGCCACAGCAUCCCGGUUACGCACGGUGUCGAGGCCCCAUCGACGGAUCGCCACGCCAGAACCAGCUGAAGAGAGAGUCCAAAUAGCGGGGUAAAGGGCCGCAGACAGUAACAGUAAUGGAGAGCCUGCUGGAUAACCCAAUGAAAGCCGUUCUUUAUCUGAAGGAGCUCACUACUAUCGUGCAGAACCAGCAGAGCCUGAUCCAGACGCAGCGCCAACGCAUCGACGAACUCGAGCGGAAGGUGGAGGACCUGAUAGGGGAGAACCGGCAGUUGCGGGAUCCCCAUCAAUACGUCCACCAGCCCCCUCAACAUCAUCACCACCACCACCACCCGACCCACCGCAGCGCCAGUCCCCAGGCGCCGGCCCACCUCCAUCAGCACCCGGGGAGCAACAAAGCGGCGGCUCACCCCGGCCAGCAGGCGCAGCCGCAGCCGCCGCAGCAGAUCCCCGGUCUGUCGGCCCAGCCUCAGCAGCAUCAAACCCCUCCUGCCCCGUCCUCCCACCAUCCGCAGCAGCUGCAGCUAGUCCCCACCUCGCCGCAGUCGCCCAAAGCGGGCCAAGCCAGCCCGGACUUAGUCGAGGACGACAAGCGAAGCCCCUGCUGCAAGUCCCUGGUUCCGCAGACUCCCACCACUCUCUGCCGCUCCGUUGGACUGGCCAGGAAAACAGACAACAAAACAGUACUCCACCAGUUCUGCUGCCCGGCCCCAGAGGCUCCAGAAGGGGAGACCUCGACUGCCUGUGUCCCCAGCGAUGACCUUCCUCCAGACUCGUCUUUGGGGGAUGAGGGGAAGGGAGGUGAGGGGAAGCUGCAGUGUGAGGCCCAGCCACAGCAACAGCAACAGCAACAGCAACCACAAAAGCAACAGCAGCAACAGCAACAGCCCGAGCCACAGCAACAGCCACAGACUCAACCACAACCCCAGCUGCAGCCUGAGCCCCAAUCGCAGCCACAAACUCAGCCACAGCCCCAGCCCCCGCCCCAAACUCAGCCACAACCACAGCCACAACCACAGACUGAACCACAGCCACAGCCCCAGAAUGAAGCACAGCCCCAGCCAGAGCCUGAGCCUGAGCCCCAGCCUACGCCCCAGCCUGAGCCUCAGCCCCAAGUUGAGCUCCCGAGUGAGGAAGUGGCACAGGAUGCCCCUUCAGCUCCGACGCCUAGUGGAGGGGAGCAGGAGCAGGAGCAGGAGCAGGAGCAGGAGCAGGAGAAGGAGCAGGAGGAGGGGGAGCGGGAGAAGCAAAACUCGGAAGUGGGGGAGGCAGAGAGAAAGCAAGAGGGAGAGGAGCUGGCUGAGAGGUACCAGGGCGAGACAGCUCUGGAGGAAGAGGAGGAGGAAGGGGGAGGAGCUAAAGGAGGCGGGGCAGGGAGGCGAGCCAGUCUGCACCACACGGCCUCGCCCAUGAGGGUGCAGCGCAACGGGGCCUGCUCACACUCCGCCACCUCUGACUAUGAGCUCUCGCUCGACCUCAAAAAUAAGCAGAUCGAAAUGUUAGAGCACAAAUACGGUGGCCACCUCAUCUCCCGCCGUGCUGCCUGCAAGAUCCAGACCGCCUUCCGCCAGUACCAGCUCAGCAAGAACUUUGAGAAGAUCCGCAAUUCUCUGCUGGAGAGUCGGCUGCCUCGGCGCAUCUCCCUGCGCAAGGUCCGUGUGCAAAACACCGAGGGUUUCUCUGCUGAACGGGCCCUGGCAGAAGGCUGCAACUUGGCCGGCAUUCCACUGGUGCGCUCACCAUCUCUGCCCACCACUGUUGGUGGCACCCUGACUGACCUGGAAGACUCCUUCACCGAGCAGGUACAGUCACUGGCAAAAUCUAUUGAUGAUGCACUCAGCAACUGGAGCCUGAAGACCAUGUGCUCACUGCAAGAAGGCGGCACCUACCAGUUCAGUGCCGAGUCCUUCAGCACGGCUGCAGCAGCGGCAGCAGCCGCAGCAGCUGCAGGAGUAGGAGGCGGAGGAGAAGGAGGUGGAGUGGGAGAGUCAGCGAUUCAUCAAGGCCCGGUGGACCCAAGUGACCUGUCGAGAAGUGCUAGCAAGCUGAUGAUGGCGUUCCGGGAUGUGACGGUGCAGAUCGACAGCCAGAACUUCCGCGUCUCAUCUUCAGUCAUGGAAUCCUCCACAUCUGUUGCGCUCGGCAACUGUGUCCAGCAAGGAGGAGCCUCCAGCACUGUGACAACUACGUCCACCACAACAAACUCCACUCCAACCUCCAUCGCUCUUGCCCCCCCACAAGAACCCCCUCCUCCGCCUGCAGAAGUCCCAGCAGAACCCACAGAACCCCCUAUACCCCCACAAGAACCCCCGCCACCCCCUGAACCAGAAUCAGAGAUAGAAGGAGACGGGCUGGAUACUGACUUCCCUGCCCCGCCUCCAAGUGAAGAAGAGUUGGAGGAAGAGGAGCAGCCUCCACUAACCCCUCUGGACAAGAUGGCUUCCCCACAAGGUCCAGAGGAGGUUGUGGUGGCGGCACCUGCAAUCACAGAAGCCCUUCAGGUCCCUCCGCCACAGGAGGCUGUACCGGUGGUGAGCUCCCCUGUGGCGGAGCCCCUGGAGGUCAAGAGGAGCGGCUCGGAGACGGCUGACAACAGCUCCGAGCAGAUGAGCAGCAGCAGCACGUCCACAGAGGCACGUUCGACAUCUGAAGCCUCGUCCAAGGAGGCACUGCAGGCCAUGAUCCUCAGCCUGCCACGCUACCACUGUGAGAACCCUGCCAGCUGCAAGUCACCCACGCUGUCCACUGACGUCAUGCGAAAACGCCUCUACCGCAUUGGCCUCAACCUCUUCAAUGUAAACCCUGACAAAGGCCUUCAGUUCCUGAUCUCACGGGGCUUCAUCCCAGACACGCCCAUAGGUGUGGCCCACUUCCUGCUGCAGAGGAAAGGCCUGAGCCGGCAGAUGAUUGGAGAGUUCCUUGGCAACAGCAAGAAGCCUUUCAACAGAGAUGUCCUAGAUUGCGUGGUGGAUGAGAUGGACUUCUCAGGCAUGGAGCUGGACGAGGCGCUGAGGAAGUUCCAGGCGCACAUCCGCGUGCAGGGGGAAGCCCAGAAGGUGGAGCGUCUCAUCGAGGCCUUCAGCCAGCGCUACUGCAUGUGUAACCCGGACGUGGUGCAGCAGUUCCACAACCCGGACACCAUCUUCAUCCUGGCCUUCGCCAUCAUCUUGCUCAACACCGACAUGUACAGCCCCAACAUCAAACCCGACCGCAAGAUGUUGCUGGAGGACUUCAUACGCAACCUUCGGGGUGUGGAUGAUGGAGCAGACAUCCCCAGAGACAUGGUGGUGGGAAUCUAUGAGCGAAUACAGCUGCGGGAACUGCGCUCCAACGAGGACCACGUCACCUACGUCUCCAAAGUUGAGCAGUCCAUAGUUGGCAUGAAAACGGUUCUCUCUGUCCCUCACAGAAGGCUGGUGUGUUGUAGUCGCCUAUUUGAAGUGACGGACGUCAAUAAAGCCCAAAAACAGGCAGCCCAUCAGAGAGAAGUUUUCCUUUUCAAUGAUCUCAUUGUGAUUUUGAAGCUGUGUCCAAAGAAGAAGAGUUCUGCAGCGUACACCUUCUGCAAAGCUAUGGGCCUACUGGGCAUGCAGUUCCACUUGUUUGAAAAUGAGUACUACCCCCAUGGCAUCACCAUCCUCUCCCCCUUCGGCUCAGACAAGAAACAAGUGCUGAACUUCUGCGCCCAAAGUGCUGAAGAGCUGCUUAAGUUUGUAGAGGACCUGAAAGAAUCGAUUGCUGAGGUGUCGGAAAUGGAGCAGAUACGCAUUGAGUGGGAGCUGGAGAAGCAGCAGGGAGCCAAGACACACUCAGCAAAGAACAAUGGCACACAGCUAGAGCUGCGCGGCAAACAGGGCUCCCCUUCAGGAAACCAGGAGGCCGAUGACAGAAGCGGACACAAUGCAGUGGAGGUGUCAAUUCACAACAGGCUUCAGACGUACCAGCUCAGCAGCAGCAGCAGCAGCAGCACGGCUCGGAGCCCCGAGAGCGUGGCCCUUCUUAACCACCGUGGGGAGCCGCUUUUCCAGCAGGGGCCUCAGGGGCCACCCCAGGGGCCGGCGCCUCCUCCACAGCACCCGCAGCUGCAGUCCGUGGCGAGCACCCCCGCCCACCACCUCCACCUCCAACAGCACCACCAGCCCGCCGUUAGCAUGGCCGAUCUGCGGCCCGAGACGCUCAUCCAGUGUCAGCAGAUCGUCAAGGUCAUCGUGCUCGACAACAGCGGCCACGGCCGCGUGGAGGCCUUCCUCAGCCAGACGCCCACGCACCACCACCACUACCAGCAUCACCACCACGGCCAUCACCAGCUCAGCCAGUCGGCCAUGUCCACCCCGGUCCGAUCGCAGGACGGCUCCCAAGGCAAGGACGGCCACCAGCCCCCGCUACCCCCUCCACCCCCCCCUUACAACCACCCACACCAAUACAUCCCCCCUGACCCCCGCCUCAGCCUACAGCGGACCCCCAGUGGCUCUAGGAGCAUGGUGUAAAUAAGACUGACAUUGAUUUAGACCCUUUUCCUUGAAACACAAACACACACACACACACACACCCACACACACGCUAUUCCAUACCAACCCUAUCCCCUUCUCUAUCCAACAGUAUAUAAUGUACAUAUAUACAUACAGAAGACAGAGCUAUAAUGAAAAAAAAUGAAACCACAUCUAUAUGAAUAUAUUUAAGAUAUUAAUGAAUCAAAAAGAGAAUCAAGGUUUAAAAAGAGAUGCCGAGAAAUGAAGUGCAUAUAUAACAUUUUACUUGAUUCCACAUGUAUUUUGAAAUAUUAUGUAGUUCUAACAAAUUUCUAUAACUUUUUUGUCAGUUUUAACUCUUGCUAGAGAAAAAUCACAGAUGUUUAGUUUCUGGAUGGAUUCCUUGUAGUUCCGAUACACAACAGAACAAACACCCAAACAGAAAUACGUGAUUCCUCGAGCUUUUCAGAUUGUCUUGGUGAUGGAUGUACACCACUCCAAGGACCGCUUCUGUUCGCUUUUAUCAUCCCUAACUUCUUGCCUACUGUACUGUAUGUGUGUGUGCGUGCAUAGUUGACACUUACUGAAAAUGUGUGUGCCAAAAUACGUAAGCCUCCACUAAAAACGGACUACUUUGCACUUGACUAAACGCUAGGGCUAGAAGAAAAGAAUUAAAAAAAAAAAAAGAACAAAAAAACACUCUUCUGCUUUCAGAAAACGGUCCUUUCGCGCCUCUCCCUCAAGGAGCACAAAAAAAAAAAAAAAACGAUAAACAGAACCCUGAUAUUUCUGCGAAACCUGUCUCCUUGUUUGCGCUGUUGCUGAUUUAUUUACUUGAUGGAGAGCUUUCUCUUGUCCUCUCUGCUCUGGAAAAAAAAAAAGGACAUCCUCCGAUAAGCUGUGUUUGUCAUCCGCUCCUCUGUUGUGUUGUUGCUCUCUCUCUCUCUAUCAUCAGAAAACACUCUCUCCCAGUUGUCACUCUCCAUUGAUCAUCCUACAGUGAAGGAAUGAUGGGAAACAAAGGCAACCAAUCAUGCGGCUUCCUGCCAAACCAAAAAGCCAACGACAGCCCAGGAUAGCGCCGAUGAUUGCUGUUACUUUUCGUUUGCGUCAUAUUUGAUAUUGCCUAUGCUGCUCAUCAGUUCUUGCCUCCUUUAUCUGAUGAUGGAAUGAUAGUUUUUGAUAUUGAAGUCACAUUUUCAGGACUAUUGAAAUCGCUAUUGGGAAUUUACUCUUAUAACACAUUUUGACAUCCUUAAAUUAUUCCAUUUGGUUCCAUAUUGGCCUAUAUAUGUGUAACACGCGAUAUUGUUAUUUGUGUUCCCACAGACAAAGCGACAUGUCCUUUUUUCACAUUUUCAGGGGAAUUUCCACGGAGAUGUUAACGGCAUGGUUGUUUGAUAUCAAAAUGUGUAUGUUUAUUAUUCUCAUUCAUGCAUUCCGACUUUGUGUGAUUUCCUCUUGUGGAGCGAUGUCGGACCGCGCGCCGGUCGUACAAAACACUCCUGUGUCUCAUGUCUGUUCAGCUCCCUGAUACACUCUCUGCUCCUUGACACCACUUUCCCCUCCCACGUAACCUUUUAAUCUGACAUUUUCCAAAAGGCAAAAACAACCUAAAACACAUUUGCUGACCUCAGAGAUAUACACACACACACGCACGCACACGCAGCUCACAUUGCAAGCGCUGGCAUCAGUGGCAUUGUUUGUGCUGUCGGCUUGGCUGCUUUAAAUAAGAAUGGGACAAAGAGACUGCAUUAUUUGACCUCUUGCUCUUCACUCCAGCCUAGAUCACAUAAAUAUCACAUUCAAGCUGUGCUGGAAAGGACAAGCAAGCUACCUUUAGCCCCUUCGAAAUGCUGUUGCCCUGCCAUGCGUCCUUCACUCUGAAAUAGGUCAGCGACUGCCCCAGUCUGAAAGCGUCCAUCUUUUAAACAUAAGCCCCACCAGGCGCCGCGGAAUGGAUGCUCGGUUAACCCUGCCUCCCUUAUCUCUCUGAUUUGUUGAUUUAUAAUCACAGAGCCACUGUUGGGAGGUCCCUAUCUCAUCUUUCUGUCCUUUCCCACCUAUUAUGUUUUCACCAAACGGAAAGAGGGGGGAAAAAAGCCAAUCUGUUGUGCAGUGCUGGCAGAGGUUGAGUGUGUGUAUCUGUGCGUGUGUGUGUUUGCGUGUGUGUGUGUGUGUGUGACCUGCCCACAGAAGCAUCCUGAUCUCUCGGUGAACAGGGGGAUCUUGAUCUCACUCUUCACUUCUCUUUCUUCACAGAAUACUGACCCAAGUAAUUGCUUUUGUUAUUAUUUCAUCAAUCAGAGGCGGAUCAAUCCUUCCAAAAUGAAUCAGGAGCAAUUAUAAUUUACUGGCUGUAAAAAUGUAAAACGUUUGAAGGUGGUCUCAUGAAUUCCAUGCAUAUUGGAUCAAAAGUAUGUAUUUUACAUUGUAUGGUUGCUAAGGAGACGAUUUCUUUGUUUUUAGUUAUGUAUGUAUUUGGUUAUUCAUUUAUUUAUUCAUUUGAAACCAACAUUUAGGAAUAAUGUGAUUCUUUUCUCAUGCAUGACAUCGAUUUAUCUAUCGGAGGCCUAAUGAACUGUGAUUCCCCAGAGUCUUGAGGUUUUUCGUGCAUGAGUGAAUUUGCUCCGAGUGCAGUGCUGGGAGAGAAAGAUGCAUCUGUAUGUUCUCGGGUUUCUCUCACAACGCACUUUAAUGCGAGUAUCUUAUGUCUUUGUGGUAAAAGACUGCGUGUACUGGACGUUUAAAGUCAUAUCUGAUGAUAGCAAAUGCCCCCUCAGACAGAAAUGGAUAUUUGCGCAGAUGUGUUUUUAUCCCUUCCCCCGAUAUAACGCAUAGUGACAAGCCCAAGGUCUCAUAUGUGGCCAUUCUCAUCUUCUUGUCUUUCACUGGCCUCUGCUUAUGGUUGCACAGUGUUUUCCUAGUUGAUAACAUGUAACAAGCUCUUUGGGAUAGAUUUGCUGUGUGCGCAAUAAAUAUGAAUAUGCGAUCACAUUGAAAGGUUUAUGUUUGAUAGAAAAGCAAUGUAGCAUUUUGGGAGUGCAGCAUAUGAGUAUGGGAGCGCGGUGGCACUGGCUAACCUUAGAGAUACUGACAAAAGGGCUCUGCCAUGCCAGUGUACUGCUUCAUCUAUGAAUUGUGAAACUCCUCUUUUGAGUCUUAAGCACUGUGUUUGUUCAUAUUAGUAAAAAAGAGAUAAAAAAAAAUAACAAGAGGACAUAUUUAAGGUAGACAGGUGGAAACUGAGCAUUAUAGAUUUAUGAACAUCACCUCACCUCCCUCAGUUGGCUUUGAAUUUCUCUCUACCUGUCUUUGCAGUAUAUCAACAUGCUAUUAAAGAUGAUUUCAGUCUAUUCA
Messenger RNA from Myripristis murdjan (pinecone soldierfish), 7843 nucleotides. It is a transcript of the gene iqsec3a, whose product is annotated as IQ motif and Sec7 domain ArfGEF 3a. The record is from RefSeq and is a predicted model, not a curated record. Gene Ontology annotation, molecular function: guanyl-nucleotide exchange factor activity. Bases 131 to 4501 code for a protein of 1456 amino acids. Gene Ontology annotation, biological process: regulation of ARF protein signal transduction; actin cytoskeleton organization. The transcript is spliced from 14 exons. Lineage: Eukaryota; Metazoa; Chordata; Actinopteri; Holocentriformes; Holocentridae.